AUGAGGGGCAAGAUUCCACAGAAACAUCUGGCUGAGGAAGACACCCCUCUGCUGGGGGAGAAGCUCUUACCAUUAAUAUCUGAUCACAGAGAAAUGAAAGAAGAAAAAGCAUGGGGCCUCAGGCUACUCCCAUUCCUCCUCUUCUUCAUCUCCUUUGUGACAUAUUACUAUUCCUAUGCCAUACUUCAAAGCUCCGGCGGGACCAGUAAGUCUCUGAACACCAGCAAGUCUCUGUGUGGUGGUUUUCUAAUGCAGAAGAACUGGGAAAGUCUCAACUUCAACGUUAGCAGACACACAAACCUCUUUCUGAAAAUGGAGGACUACUUUUGGAGGGAGCACCUGCCAAAGCUGCCGCUACCCUAUGGCAUCAAAGGCAGUGAGUUGAUGCUACUCAAAGUUCUUGCUGUAACAGAUCACCAAAUGCCAGCCAACAUUGAGAACCUUGCGUGCCGAACCUGUGUGGUCGUCGGAAAUGGCUUUGUGGUUAAAAACAGCUCUUUGGGAAGCCUCAUCAAUAAAUAUGAUGUUGUCAUCAGGUUAAAUGAUGCCCCAGUGAGAGGCUACGAGGACGACGUGGGGAACAAGACCACCAUGAGGUUCUUCUACCCAGAGUCGGCCUACUAUAACCCUGAGGUGCAGAACAAUCCGGACACGCUCCUGGUUCUGGUACCUUUCAAAAUGCAGGAUCUCCGCUGGCUCAAGGAGAUUCUCUACAACGAGAAGCGGGUCAGGAAAGGCUUUUGGAAGCCUCCACCCCAAAUCUGGUUGGGUGACCCCAGCAAGAUCAGAGUGUUGGAUCCACACUUUUUCCGCCAGACUGCAGAAAAACUUCUCCAUAUUUCUCGACAAAAGGGGAAGACUCCGGUGCAUCCUACCACGGGGCUCCUUGCUGUUGUUGUUGCUCUCAACUACUGCGACAUAGUUCACAUAGCUGGAUUUGGAUACCCCAGUUCAAAGAAAUCACAGAAUCCCAUCCACUACUACGGACAUGCCACGAUGAAAUCCAUGAUGAAUUCUCACCAUGAUGUCAAUCAUGAAGCCAAAGCCUUAAAAAAGCUGGAGGACUCGGGAGCCAUUUUGUACCUGCACCCACACCUAUGAUGCUCCCCUUCAACGCCUCCAUGUUGAAAAGUAAAAUAAAUAAAGACUGGGUUUUCUGACUGGAACAUGCCAUGAAGGUGCCUUCUGCCUUGGGUUUCAAGACCGGCACACUGUUGAGAGCAAAGUUAAAGUGUGAAAUGAUUAAACUGCUACAACACCUUUUUUACCCUGGCACUUUUAGCUCAACAUUUAGCCUCCCCCCCCCCCC
Messenger RNA from Nematolebias whitei (Rio pearlfish), 1309 nucleotides. It is a transcript of the gene st3gal4, whose product is annotated as ST3 beta-galactoside alpha-2,3-sialyltransferase 4. Gene Ontology annotation, molecular function: sialyltransferase activity. NCBI's taxonomy places the organism in Eukaryota, Metazoa, Chordata, Actinopteri, Cyprinodontiformes, Rivulidae. The record is from RefSeq and is a predicted model, not a curated record. Gene Ontology annotation, biological process: glycolipid biosynthetic process.